AUGCCAGACUCGUCGCCCAUUGAGGAGUUGCCGCCCUUGACUGACCAAGAUAUCAACAUCCUCUUCCAGAUUGUCAGCGACGCGCAACAAUCCCCGGACCCUCCAGUCAAAGCUCUCUUCGCCGCAUACGACAAAGUUCUCGCCGACCAUGGAAUCGCUCAAGAACAUGAUCAGCGCUUCUUCCGCUGGGUCUUGCGCCUGGGCGAGGGUGGCUCCCACAGUUCCCGAUCCUUGAUGCUCAAGUUGCGCAAAUUGCUUGCCAAACUAGACAUUCACAUUGUUGUACAGGACGAUCAAAAUGCCAUUGAAGACGAAGAAGUCGACUUGUCUCCAGACGAUGUUCAAGAGCUAGGACAAAGCAGUGCGACAAGAAGUCGAAGGGCAAGCUUCAAUGACACCAGGUUAGAUGAGACUUGGGUCAGUGGUGGAAGAGUUGACGCUGUUGGAUCGAAACACAGCCUACACGCUUCGUUUGACGACUUGUCGCGCACACGAAGACCCUCGGCCAAUGCGCCCCCUGCCCAAAACGGUGCGUCCUUUCGAGGCAGAAUCUCAACCCAGCAUCAGACACAACCACGCAGAAGCCACUCUCUGUCGACUCAAGGUAGUGUCAGAGCUACCCGCCCGCCAGCUCCCGAACCCUGGACUCGUUACCCACCUCCAAUGGACCAUCAGAAUGGCAUGACAGACGAUGAGACCGAGUCCGAUAUCCCCAGCUCUCCGCCACCCUUGCCGUCUCACUACCAACCUGCGCCUCAGCACGUUGAAUCUGUCGAGGCAGAGCUUACCUACGAAGCCGAGGCCUUUUACCAUACUUCACAAAUCAAAACCGCGCGACGAUGCCUCCAUCAGCUGUCUCUGGAGUGCUCGCGCCUCCAGCACAUGGCCCGCAUUGCUCAAAAUCACGAUCAGCGUCUUCUCAAAACACAAGCUUUCAGCAUCUGGGCCGCAAAACUACUAGACAAGCGUCAGGCUGCCGAAACCGAACAGUUCUUUGAGCAAUAUGAGCGCAGAGCAACUCGUGCACGAGACCUCUUCCUACUGAACAAGGCUUUUACACAUUGGGCCCAGUCUACAAGCGACGAGGUUGCCAGGACAUCUGUUGCUAGAAGACACAUUCUGCGCACUCGCUACUUCAAUGCAUGGCGUGACAUUACAGCCGUCAACGAUCUCAAGUGUCGUCGCUUGGGUUUGCGCAAAUGGCUCUCAGUGUGGAGAUCAAACGCUGCCCGCAAAGCCGUCGACAAUGAACGUGCCGUUGCUAUAUAUGAAGAGAAUCUUGUUCAGAAAACUUGGUGGAAGUGGUUCUGGGCUUUCUGCGAGCGCAAAGCUCCUGUGUGGCAUGAUCAUCGUACUAAACAGUCUUGUCUCCACCGCUUGACCGGUGCUGUGACACGUCUUCAACAGCAUGGAGCCGCAGCGACACAUAUGCGGAACACCAAUCUCCUCAAAAAGACGUUUGGAGCUUUGGUCGCCCGCCGUACUGCCAUCCAGUCGCUGGAACGAAAUGCGGAGGAGGUUCACCGAGCAAAUCUAGUGAACAACUGUUUCCAUCACAUGGUACAAGAAUCCAAAAUGGGACAUGCAUCCAAAGAGAUGUCAAUUGUUGUAUCGAGACGACUGCUCACCACAGCUGUCUCUGUUUGGCAACUCAACACCCAGCUCUCUCACCAAGCCACCAUUGCGGAUCGCCGACGCAUCCUCCACAAUGCAUGGACGAAUUGGAAUGAUAAUCUGCGAGCUCGUGCACUCGUCACGAAGAUCAAUGAUAGAAUCGUACUUGAGAACCUCUACAAGUGGGUCUUACAGUCUCGAUUCGCUCUCUUCCGACGUGUCAUGGACAGUAGAUUGCAAGAACGUGCGCUGCAGACUUUGAGUUUGAGACUCAUCGAGCAGCGUUUCCAUCUCGAAGAGGCGGCGAUGAUCUUCAAUGAACACAAGCGUAGGCGUACUUUGGCUUCUGUGAUGCUGAGAUUGCACGGUAUCUCACGAGCAGAAGAGAUGAUGGAACGACAAGCAAUCGAAUUCAGGAAUACACGCGUUAUGAACGCCGUGUUGCCCGUCUGGAUUCAGCGCACGAAGCAUUUGAUGAAGCUCGACCGCUGGUCAAACGAUGCUAGAUUCUACUGUUCAGCUAGUGGAACCAUCAAGAAGUGGAAGGACGCUACUUCAGAGGCACAACGUCACAAACGAAGGGACGCCUAUGUUCAAAUCCGCGCUCGCGUCAAGCUACGUAUGGUUCGCGAUUGUUUUGCUGCUUGGAGGGGAAGAGCGACUGUGGUUACGCAGCUUGAGGCCACUGCCGUUGAGCAUGUCAAUAAUCGGCAUAUCAACGCUGGCACCGCCAUCUUCAAUUUGUGGCGUGGCAAAGCUCAACAGAACAACGACCUCUCCAUUCAAGCCGAAGAGUUUUCUGCACGCCUUCUCUUCCUCCGCACAAUUGCCACUUUGGUAUCUAAAGGGCAAGAAGUCUUGCUUCACCACACGCAAGCUCUAACACUCCGCUCUCAGACCGUCGACUUACUCGCUACUGGCACACUCNNAAAAAAACUCAAGUGGGCUCUCUUCUGCCAUCGACGUAAUCUGGACUCUGCAGCAGCACUUGAGCAACGCAACUCCCGACAACACCGUAGGAACAUGUUGAGGUACUGGGCUGAGCAAGCUUCAAGGCGAAAGGCUGCCAGGACUUUGCCGCGUCCAUUAGAUCCUCAACAGGAUGAUGUGCCCGAUUCUCCUACAAAGGCACCAUCGCCAACCACAGCUCAUACACCUGCUCCAGUCCCUCUUCCGCCUUCUUCGAAUCUGUUCAGCAGUCUCAGAUUACCGUCAGCACGCAAGACGCCUGCUCCGUUGUCAGCACAAAGCAGACUUGCCCCUCUCCUUGAUGGUGAUGAGGAAGAGUCAGAUAUUGAAGAGAUGGACUUUGGUGCCACUCAUCGCGCUGAAGAAUGGACAUCUUUCGACGUUCUGAGAAACGUCAUGAAUCGACCACAGCCACAGUUCCAACCACACCAACCUCAAUAUCAAGCACCGCCGCGAUUUGACAGUGCAGUGACCUCGACUCCAAUUCCUGGAUACAUGGCUCGUACUCCUAGCAAGCGCAGCCAACGAGCGAAAGCACUCUCCGCCAUUCCAUCAAAUAAAUCAAUGCGCAGAGAAGUCGUCGUCUCCACCACUCCAGCACCCACUCGAAGUAACAAUGAGGUCAAAACGCCCAUAGUCACGCCCUUUGAACGCAAGAUGAGAAAAGGUGGAUAUGGUAAUUCGACAGGAAGUGGCGGUGGUGUGGAACUAGCUGAAGAGAGUUUUACUCCCGCUACAUUCAGACGCACGAGGUUUGGAGGAUCGCCUGGCCUUGGUGGUGUAAAUGGGAGUGCAGCGCAGCAGACAGGACGGAGUGUUAGGUUUUUCGAUGUUGAGGACGUCAAGGAGGAUUUAGAUGAUGCGAAGUGA
This is a messenger RNA of Aureobasidium uvarum, 3453 nucleotides long. NCBI's taxonomy places the organism in Eukaryota, Fungi, Ascomycota, Dothideomycetes, Dothideales, Saccotheciaceae. The record is from the annotation of a GenBank genome assembly.